AUGAAGACAAUUAAAUCCAGCUUACACAUAACUAUUCCGCCCGGCGUCACCGUAAACGCCAUUAGGCGGCUAGUUAUCGUGAAAGGCCCUCGUGGCACAUUGAAGCGCAGCUUCACACAUCUUUCUGUGGACAUCAAGACCACCAAGAAACGUCUCACAGUUACGAAAUACUUUGGAGACCGGAAAGAAUUGGCUGCCGUAAGGACUGUGUGUUCUCACAUCGAGAACAUGAUCAAGGGCGUCACUGUUGGCUACCGAUACAAGAUGAAGUCCGUGUAUGCCCACUUCCCCAUAAAUAUGGUCGUAUCUGGUGACGGUUCAAAGCUCGAAAUCCGAAAUUUCCUUGGCGAGAAGAGCAAUAAGUUUGUAAACCUCGUUAGAGGUGUGAAGGUUUCGCAAUCUGGAGUGAAAGAUGAGAUUCAGCUCGAAGGCAACGAUAUUGAGGAAGUUGCUAAGUGCGCGGCUCAAAUUCACCAGUCCUGCAAAGUACGAAACAAGGAUAUUCGAAAAUUUCUGGACGGUAUAUAUGUAUCUUCCAAAGGUUAUGGUGCUGCGUGCCCAUCGGGAGCGAGAUGGACCAGGUUGUUAGUACUCGAAUUUACCGACCGGAAGGUCCGUGGUUCGAAUCCGACCUCUGCCUCUCGACUUCCCCUGUCUAGGCUUGGGCAACCUGACAGUAUCCCAGCCCUCGUGCCUCCUAUGGGUGGCAUGGCAGUUAGGCGCCGAAAGGGUGCUACAGCUGAACGAUGGUGGCAUGCCCAUCCAAGGUGA
This is a messenger RNA of Opisthorchis viverrini, 771 nucleotides long. RefSeq lists its product as hypothetical. Gene Ontology annotation, biological process: cytoplasmic translation. The record is from RefSeq and is a predicted model, not a curated record. Bases 1 to 771 code for a protein of 256 amino acids. The transcript is spliced from 3 exons. Gene Ontology annotation, cellular component: cytosolic large ribosomal subunit; ribosome. Gene Ontology annotation, molecular function: rRNA binding; structural constituent of ribosome. Lineage: Eukaryota; Metazoa; Platyhelminthes; Trematoda; Opisthorchiida; Opisthorchiidae.